AAAGUACAUCGGUCAUUAUACGAAUUUUUGUCGUGAAAAUGCGAGAGGAAGACGUGGAAACGGCCAUCAAAGUUGUGGUUGUUGGUAAUGGUGCCGUAGGGAAAAGUAGCAUGAUUCAACGCUUUUGUAAAGGCAUUUUUACCAAAGACUACAAAAAGACAAUUGGUGUGGACUUUUUGGAAAGACAAAUGAGUAUUGACUCUGAGGAUGUGAGAUUGAUGUUGUGGGAUACAGCAGGACAAGAGGAGUUUGAUGCUAUCACAAAAGCUUAUUACAGAGGUGCUCAAGCUUGUGUUCUAUGUUUCUCAACUGUUGAUAGAGAUUCUUAUGAAGCCAUAGAGCAAUGGAUUGGCAAGGUGUCAGACGAAUGUGGUACAAUACCAUGUGUGUUAGUUCAAAAUAAAAUCGAUCUUAUCGACGAAGCUGUUGUGCAACCAGAAGAGGCAGAAUCGCUUGCUAAAAAACUGCGCGUUAAAUUUUACCGCACAUCCGUGAAAGAAGAUUUAAAUGUCACGGAAGUGUUCCAAUACCUUGCAAAGGCAUAUUUAGAAAACUUACAAAAUGCGAAGUUAGCAGAGGAACAAGAAAACUCGUCGACUAAUUUAGAUAUUUUCAAAGGUCAACGCGUGGAAGGGAAGUCAAACGGCAAGCCGAAUAAGAAAGAUAAACAAGAAACGAAUGCAAUUAUAACUUUACGACCAAACAAGGAACGCGCAAAAGGUAAAAAGAGCAAAUGCAAGCUAUUAUGAACGGAUCGCCUUCAUCAUCUGAUAAAACUUCAACUUUAAAAAAUACGCGGAAAUUUAAAAAAUAAUUACGUUGAUGUGAUUUAAAGCAGCUGAAAACAGUUUUAGUUGCUCGUCAAAUUAGCUAGAAGUAUAUAGAAAUGGGAUUUUCGAAAGUUUUGGAGAAAAGCGAUAUGUUUGUGAUUCACUCUCACACUAAUGAAGGAAAAGAUCAAUAAUUUUUCCAAUUUUGGUAAAUAUUCAUCAAAUUCACAAUACGUUAUAAAAUAGUUAUUCUAGUUAAUGUAAAAUUUGAUUUUUUCUUUUAUACAAUUCUUAGUUUUGA
Messenger RNA from Xenia sp. Carnegie-2017, 1071 nucleotides. Its product is annotated as ras-related protein Rab-23-like. Gene Ontology annotation, molecular function: GTP binding; GTPase activity. NCBI's taxonomy places the organism in Eukaryota, Metazoa, Cnidaria, Anthozoa, Malacalcyonacea, Xeniidae. The record is from RefSeq and is a predicted model, not a curated record. Bases 39 to 749 code for a protein of 236 amino acids. The transcript has 9 exons.